AACUUAUGAGCACAAAAUCAAAAAAGUAAUUUUCCCUUAAAAACCUCUAAAGAAAUAGAAGUAUGCUUUCAAAUUCUUAUCUUGGAGCCCCCUCUGGGCUGCAGAAGCUCCUGUGCAUGAAUGAAGCCUUGAGUGCUAAGGUGUUGGAGCAAGUGAGCAGUAGUCAGGAGCUGUUGACCAUGAAUGAUUUUGAGCACCAAUCCAGUGAGUACCAGUUGACGAAGUGUCUCCAGGAGAGGAUUGCAGACCUAGAAUCCUGGCGAUGGGUCCUCCAAGACCUGUCAGACCGUCUUGAGGAGUUAAUGCAAUCGUUACAAUACGAGCAGAAGGCGUUACGUGUAGUAGUGGAUCGUGUUAAGGAUGAGAUUAGCAGGCAUUCUGAGGAGGGGAGUCGACCGGGAGCGUUGUCGCCGCAAAGCGAUCCCGUGGAAGAUGCUAUCAAUAUGGAGUACAAAUUUUUUCAAGAACAAAAGGGGAAAUUUGAGAAGAUGAUAAAAGAGCUUGAGGAGCAGAUUCCUCGGAUCGAGAAAGUAAAGAAGAGAAUAGACGUUGCUGCCUCGAACAAAGAAGAGGCGAUUCAAGUUGAACAGAAGCUGCCUGAGAUUGAUAUUUCAUCUCGAACACCGUCAAGAAUAAAAAAGAAAAGUUUAUCGCCUUUAACAAGAUGGGAAAGACAAUGCUAUGCACUGAAGAGUAAGGGAUUAUGUGCCCUCAGUCACGCGAUGAGUAUACGACAACAGGUUCGAGGUUGCAGACAUCUACUAUCGGUCACUGCACAGUCCUAUGCAGCCCGAGUAGAUUCCCUGCUAAAGAGACGACUGUAUCUAAACACAAGAAAGCUGGAAGAUCUACAGUGGCAAAAGGAGGAGGCGCAAAAAGACUUCGAGUUCCUUUCUAACGAGUUAACCACAACAGAACAGAACGUCUUAGAGACCAUGGAAAAAGUACGUCUGAUGGAAGCUAGGCUCGCAGACCGUAGGCUGAGACCACCCAAGGAACUGACGAAGGAUUCUGUAGACAGAAAGUUAAAAGACGAACUUCAGAGGCUGAAGAAAUAUUUGAAGUUUCUCAGGAAUAACAUUGACAGGAUCACAUCGUUACAAGGGGAUCUAACAGCAUCUAUAGCGCAAAUAAACUGCAUCGAAGAGGAAUUAUCCCAAGUGGUGCAGCUCGACCAAAAUCGAAUCAGGCUUCGAACGUCUGACGACGAAACACCGACUUCUAGCAGUCCUAGGAGAGCCGGGUCUAGUAGUGCGGUGGAUACUAAUACAAACAAUUCUCGCUCUAAUGACGCUAUAAAUAUGGGCUUUAAAAAUAUUCCAUUGACGGUGAUAAAGGAAGAAGAUGAGUUAGAAGAGGAUGAUGAUUAUCCGUUGGAUUAUUAAAUAGUAUUAAGACUCUUAAGCGGGUUGCACAUAAUCAAUGAACUGAUGAACGAAUGUUGACAGCGGAUUAGUGCAACCCUCGCGGCUCGGGCACGACAUUGUGCGACCGGCGGCGAAGGCAACCAUAGGUAGGAAUGAGACACAGCGAUCGGACCUUUCGUACCCA
Messenger RNA from Cydia splendana, 1551 nucleotides. Its product is annotated as structural maintenance of chromosomes protein 1A-like. The coding region runs from base 63 to 1385 and encodes 440 amino acids. The transcript is spliced from 7 exons. Gene Ontology annotation, cellular component: microtubule cytoskeleton; nucleus. NCBI's taxonomy places the organism in Eukaryota, Metazoa, Arthropoda, Insecta, Lepidoptera, Tortricidae. The record is from RefSeq and is a predicted model, not a curated record. Gene Ontology annotation, biological process: cilium assembly; cilium movement involved in cell motility.